Messenger RNA from Octopus bimaculoides (California two-spot octopus), 4531 nucleotides. RefSeq names its product SWI/SNF-related matrix-associated actin-dependent regulator of chromatin subfamily A member 5. NCBI's taxonomy places the organism in Eukaryota, Metazoa, Mollusca, Cephalopoda, Octopoda, Octopodidae. The record is from RefSeq and is a predicted model, not a curated record. Gene Ontology annotation, molecular function: ATP hydrolysis activity; histone binding; nucleosome binding. Gene Ontology annotation, cellular component: chromatin; nucleus. Gene Ontology annotation, biological process: nucleosome organization.
UUCUUUGAUACUUACAAUGGUUAUUAAUGAUUAUUUUAAAUUCAUUUUAUUAAAUUUCUUUUUGUUUGCUUAAUAAACAUUUAUGUAUUUGGUUAUAAUUAAAAAAUAAUUCUUAAAGUUAAAUAAAAAACAAUAAACAAGCAAUAUACAAGCAACUUCUCGUCGUCGUCGGCAGAAGUCGGCAUCAACAAAAUUACCCGCCAACCGCGGUGGAAAGAAAAGCAUCAGAGACAACGGGGGAAAAGAUCGAGCCGAAAGAGAAGGUAUUUGAGAAGACAGGCAAGGACAAAAGACUUCGUAGAACACGGGAAAAAAAAGGAAGACGUAAAAGGAAAAAGUCUGCGUUGUCUUUAACAAAGGAUCCUUCGUAUAUUUUGGCUUUAAACUUCCAGGAAUCAUGUCGGAAUCGGAUCAGGAGAAUAUACCCCAGGAGGAGAAUAUGGAAGAAGGCGAAGAUGAUGUAGAAGCUGAAGCAGAAGACAGUGAAGCAGAGGAGGAAGAGGAAGAAGAAGCACCUGCUGAAGAGGAAGAUGAUGAAGAAGAGGAAGAGGACGAAGCAGAAGAGCAAGGUGACGAUGAUGAUGAGAAUGAAUCUGAUCCGGAAUAUCUGGCAGAUGGUGUUAAACCAGUGAAAGCACUCUUACUCAAGCAGCCACCCAAGAAGAAUGGACAAGAUGCUGAAGCUUACGAAGAACACAUUCAAGCCGACAGGAGUAACCGGUUCGAUUUCUUGCUGAAACAAACCGAGCUUUUUGCUCACUUUAUGUCAACUGGUGGCCAAGGUGGAAAAGGCCCAUCGAGUCCCCUUAAAAUGAAACCUGGCCGUCCACGGCUGAAGAAAAAUGACGAGAAAAGCAAGCUGGUUGCCAUCGGAGAUGAAAAGAAACCAAAGACUGAUGCUGUAAAAUCAGAUGCCCCAGAAGAAGAUGAAAAGAAACCCAACGCUGAUGGUGUAAAAUCAGACGCCCCAGAAGAAGAUGAAAAGAAACCAACGACUGGUGAUGUAAAAACAGAUGACCCAGCAGAUGACCAUCGUCACCGACGUACAGAACAAGAAGAAGAUGAAGAAUUAUUGAUAGAAAGCAAGAAAUCAGUCAAUGUUGAAAUUAGAUUUGAAAAAUCUCCAUCUUAUGUUCACAAUGGUGAGUUGAGAGAUUAUCAAAUAAGAGGAUUAAACUGGAUGAUAUCACUGUAUGAACAUGGUAUUAAUGGUAUUUUGGCUGAUGAAAUGGGUCUUGGAAAAACCUUACAGACUAUCGCUCUGCUCGGUUACAUGAAACAUUAUAGAAAUAUUCAUUCACCACAUUUAGUAAUUGUCCCAAAGUCAACUCUGGCAAACUGGGAAAAUGAAUUCCUACGUUGGGUCCCUUCCAUCCGAGCUGUCUGUUUGAUAGGAGACCAAAACCAGAGAGCCACUUUUAUUCGUGAUGUAUUGAUGCCCGGUGAAUGGGAUGUGUGUAUUACAUCUUACGAAAUGGUUAUCAGAGAGAAAGCAGUUUUCAAAAAAUUUAACUGGCGCUAUCUCGUGAUAGACGAAGCCCACAGAAUAAAAAAUGAAAAAUCGAAGCUUUCAGAAAUUGUGCGUGAAUUUAAAUCCACAAAUCGUCUCCUGCUGACUGGCACCCCACUACAAAAUAACUUACAUGAACUUUGGGCUUUAUUGAACUUCCUGUUACCUGAUGUAUUCAAUUCAUCAGAGGACUUUGAUGCUUGGUUCAACACCAAUAACUGCUUCGGUGACACUCAACUUGUGGACAGGCUUCAUGCUGUACUCCGACCCUUUUUACUCCGACGUAUUAAAUCUGACGUCGAGAAAAGACUCUUGCCUAAAAAGGAGACCAAGAUUUUCAUUGGUCUCAGUAAAAUGCAGCGAGAGUGGUAUACCAGGAUAUUGAUGAAAGAUAUCGAUGUGGUCAACGGAGCUGGAAAGUCCGACAAGAUGCGGCUACUGAACAUUUUGAUGCAGCUGAGAAAGUGUUGCAAUCAUCCUUACUUAUUUGACGGAGCUGAACCAGGCCCCCCAUACACAACUGACAAACAUUUAGUAGACAAUUGUGGUAAAAUGGUCAUCCUCGAUAAACUGCUGCCAAAACUUCAGGCACAAGGAUCACGUGUACUUGUAUUCAGUCAAAUGACGAGAAUGUUGGAUAUCCUUGAAGAUUACUGUAUAUGGAAACAAUACAACUAUUGUCGUUUAGAUGGUCAGACACCACAUGAAGACAGACAAGUAUCUAUCAACGACUUCAAUGCCCCAAACAGUCUAAAAUUUCUAUUUAUGUUGAGUACGAGAGCCGGCGGGUUGGGCAUUAACUUGGCCACCGCUGAUAUUGUCAUUCUUUUUGACUCUGACUGGAAUCCACAGGUCGACUUGCAAGCCCAGGAUCGUGCUCAUCGUAUUGGGCAGACAAAACAGGUUCGAGUCUUCCGAUUGAUCACUGAAAAUACUGUAGAGGAACGCAUUGUUGAAAGAGCUGAAAUGAAGUUGCGACUGGACAAUAUAGUCAUUCAGCAAGGUCGUUUAUUAGAUCAGAAUACUAACAAACUUGGCAAAGAGGAGGUCCUUCAAAUGAUUCGACAUGGUGCCAACCAUGUGUUUGCCUCUAAAGACAGUGAAAUCACUGAUGAAGACAUAGACGCUAUUUUGGCUAAAGGAGAGAAAAGGACUCUGGAGAUUCAAAACAAAAUGGAGACCCUUGGUGAAGGCACCUUAAAAACUUUCUCAUUAGAUACACAUGAAAGCGUGUAUAAAUUUGAAGGGGAAGAUUACCGCGAGAAGCAAAAGAUAGGUCCAUUAGGUUCUUGGAUCGAGCCUCCGAAACGUGAGAGGAAAGCUAACUAUGCUGUCGAUGCUUACUUCCGAGAGGCUCUUCGUGUCAGUGAACCAAAGGCUCCUAAGCAGGCGCCAAGACCUCCAAAACAGCCCAAUGUACAAGAUUUCCAGUUCUUCCCACCACGGCUCUUUGAACUUCUAGACAAGGAAAUCUACUUCUACCGCAAAAGCAUUGGCUAUAAAGUCCCUAAAAACCCUGACUAUGGUGCUGACGCCGAGCGAAUCCGAAGAGAGGAACAGAAACGAAUCGAUGAAGCCUACCCUUUGAACGAUGCUGAAAUUAGUGAGAAAGAAGAACUUCUGAAGCAGGGAUUUACAAAUUGGUCGAAAAGAGAUUUCAAUCAGUUUAUCAAAGCUAAUGAGAAAUAUGGUCGAGACGACAUUGAAAACAUAGCUCAUGAAGUGGAGGGCAAAACUCCAGAAGAGGUGGUGGAGUAUUCUACCUUAUUUUGGGAACGCUGCAAUGAGCUGCAAGACAUUGAGCGUAUCAUGGCUCAAAUUGAGAGAGGUGAAGCUAAGAUCCAAAGAAGGAUUAGCAUUAAAAAGGCCCUUGAUGUAAAGAUGAAUCGUUACCGUGCUCCAUUCCAUCAAUUGCGUAUCCAAUAUGGCACCAAUAAAGGGAAAAAUUACACCGAAGAGGAGGAUCGCUUCCUUGUGUGUAUGUUGCAUAAGUUGGGAUUUGAUAAAGAGAAUGUCUAUGACGAACUGCGAACUUCUGUGAGGCAGGCUCCUCAGUUCCGCUUUGAUUGGUUUAUUAAAUCACGGACAGCUAUGGAAUUACAACGAAGAUGUAAUACAUUAAUUACUUUGAUAGAAAGAGAAAACUUGGAGUUGGAAGAGAAAGAAAAACAGGAGAAGAAACGACGUGGACCAAAGCCAGGGACACCAAAGGGUCAGAAACGGAAAGCAGAUGGAACUCCCGAUGGCAGAGGCAGACCAAAGAAAAAGAAAUAAAGGAAAAAAAAUACUAAAACAGUUUCUUUUUCGUUGGUGAUAAACAUGAACUUUUUGGAUUCGUCAACUCCUGGCAUUUCAGUUGCAUUUAACUGAAGAAUAUACAUCUACUCCAUUCCUCUGGUGCCAUCUCCUGUUAAAUUCGUCUCUGCUUCCAGCCAUUAUUUACCUUCUGUUUUUUCUUCCCAUCUCUUCAUUUUCACUUCAAUAGACUGAGUAGCCAACAACAAAAAAAAAAAGAAAGAAAAAAGAAAAACAAAAAAAAGCUUCAGGAUUUACGUUUUUUUUUUUUUUAAAUUAUGUUUUGUGCACGUCUGACAGUACGCCUGUGUGUAUGUAAGCGUGUGUGCUUGCGUUCAUAUUUAAAACUGAAUCAUCAAGGUUUACCCUAUUGCAAAAGCAACUUAAAACAGUAAACCCUUGACUCUUCUGUUAUUAUUAUUAUUAUUUUUUGUUCAUUUUGCACCCAAACCAUAAUGCAUUAUUAAGAAAGCUGGGAUGCAUAUUAAAGGAAAGGGGACAGGUAUUCCCUCAUAAUUUUCCUUCUCCAUGAGUGGCAGAAAAUGUGAUGUGAUGUGAUGCUUGCUGUUUUAUAGAGAAUUAAACUUUUUUUUUAAAUAUAAUACAUCCUUUUGUCUAUCAUUGUUUGCCUUGUCGUUUUAUAAUUUUCUUUCUUUUUUUCUUUUACCCAGUUAAUUCACAUCCACACUUUAGUUCGAUCAUUAAUAAAUGUCUAAUUAUAUAUAA